AUGACAGCAGGCAGUGACUUUAGGAUCAUGUUGCCCGACAUGGGCUUAUCUCAUCUUAACCCUGCUCCUGGCCCAGAGACAGAUAGCCUCGGUAGCCAGCCGCGCCUGUUCAGAAAGCAUAAGGUUCUUCCACAUCCGCCUAGGGACGUUCCGCAACGGUCCAGCUUGUGGGACUAUGGUCUGGGGAGCGACGCCUUGUUGCCGCGAAGCGGCGACUCGAGUCUUUAUCUCCUCCAGAAGAGGCAAGCAAGAAGGGGUCCAGAACCUCCGCCCACGCCGCCGGCGCAUUCACGGGGUUCCUCGUCAAGUAAUGCGGUCAAUCCCCUGACUCGCCGGAGUGUGAGCGGCCCCUCGCGCAGCACAGCCAACACGCUGUCGCGUGGUCAUAUUACUCCUCCCGACCAACAGACACCACCAACCCCGAAUCUGACCCCAGAACGAAACCCUCCAGGCGUGGCCACUCGACAGACUCAGACCCGUCCGCCGAUAAGCGACAGGAUACCGUCAAAGAACACUAACGACUCGGGGACCGGUUCGUUCAUAACUGCACGGGAAAACGCUUCCUCUUCGGAUGACGAGGGAAGCUCGACGCUGCGUCCGAUACUGCCAUCGACCAAAACUUCACAGAGCACAGUCCGCCAGCUCAGUAAGGAGUCAAAGGGGCGGUCCGGUCCUGUUGGCUUAGGUCUAGGUCUUGAGUCAAACACUCCAGAAGAUUUCACUCCUAGGACAACGGGAGAAUUUCAGACAUUUGACGGGGAGUGGAUUGGCGGAGAUGCGGGACCAAGCGAGGUUGAAGUUGAGUGGGACGACAAUCUCGGGAGGAAUGUAACCGUAAAGAAGCGACGACCAACUGCUUCAAGGGAGGUGGGAAACCGGGAGGUCAUUGGUAACUCGACGCCGACGCAAACAAACGCCAGCAAGGCGCUACGCUCUGUGUCCCUGCAGGAGAGCCCGGUGGUUUAUUCUUCCCGCAGGGUUGUCUCUGAGAGGCUGCCAAACCAGAUUACUGCUUCAUAUUCCGACACGUCCAGCAGCAUCGAAUACAAGCGAUCCUCGAUCAUGUCUACCAAGUCGACCGCCUCGACGGUGGUGGAAGCGGUGCUCAUGGAAACUGCCCCUCAGCGGCGAAAGACAUUGCGGCAUAUAAGGAAGCAGAGCGCCUUGCGGGAUUCGGGUUCUGAAAUUUCUCCGCCGAGCUCAGCGCCAACUUCUGUCUCGGCACCUGUUGAUGACGUGCGCCGACAAGCUCCAGCAGCGUCCAGGCUUAGUGAUACCACACGCCAAAGCUAUGCUUCAACGGCGACAUGCAACUCAAUCUCCAGUCGCAAAGCUCGCCGAGAAGUGUGGAAGAAUGGAGGGAUCCCGGUUGUCGUCGUGCCCGAUCGUCGAUCGUCCAUCAAGGGAAAUAGUAAAGAACCGUCCUUGAGGUCGACGAGCAGCCGGCGAUCCCAGCGGAGCCAGAGUCUCGGCUCUGCUCCGAUCUCACCGACGUCCAAGAGCAAGGAUGGCGUUCCGCGUUUCGAACGACCCGACCGUCGGAGUAGGGCGCUCUCAGAGUCUGAUGGUACUCGGGCGGGGGAUGAGCGGACGAUAGACUUCCCGCCAGCCAUACCCGCUCGCUCGUCCUCUCUCUCCGCGCCCACGAGUCGAAUCGUGUCGAGGACCGGCUCGUUGACUGCAGAGAGCUUGAGGGCCCAUAACGCGUUCCAGGCACAGCAGGCGCAUCAGGCCUUGCAGAAGGCCAGUCGAGAACUCGAAGAUCUCUACGGCCGGAACCAGUCUUCUGCAAACGAUGAGAAAUCACGUCACCCGGAAAGGAGAGAUCAUCAGCCUCCCUCGCUUCUCGUGAAUGCCGAGAGUGAGCGCCAACCAGCUGUGUUAGUCCACCAUGCUCCUGAGGCGUAUUACACUCCACCUGAAGCCCAACCCGAUCGGUCGUCCCGUGGGCAUGGCGGCUUCGACUCGUAUGAAGCAAACAGCUAUGGGCUUGGUGCCGACGGGUGCGAGGAUACAUCCUUUGGGAAAAGCCUCUCGGUGCAAAAUACACCAUUUUCCGUCGCAUCAGUGGAGACGAAUGGGACGUCUCAUGCAGAGGUCUCCGAGGCCAUGGCUGUCAACAUAUAUCCGCACCAAAGCAAAUCCAUCGUCCUUGUUGAUAGCUCCACCAAACCUUCAGAGAGCAGCUUCUCCGGUCAAUCAAAACCACCCGAGGCAGAUAUCACAACGCUCAAGGUCACCGUUGCGAAUGGCGACAUCCCAGUGACACCCCCGCAGCAAUUCUCCCUGGACGACGUCGAUUCCCCCUUGAGAAAUCCGAGGGCGCCUCCUGCACCUCCCCAACCACCCGCCAUCAACUUCAUACCGGCCACACCAUCCGGGUUGACGCCGACGGUGGAAAAAGAGAAGCAGCUGGGAAACUACUACGAAAUAACUGCGGAGAAACCCAGACGGAGUCUGUCGCUCCUUCGACGAACUCUGACUCGCCGCCUCACAUCAGAAUAUGGGCCUUCGCCCUCUCGACCGGCAGGGCUGCUCACCCGGACCUUCUCUCUUUCGAGGAACGUCAGGAAACGUCCGGAUGACCGGUUGGAUGGAGACGCCCACAGGAGGCCCAGGUUGCAGAGACGCGCCUCAGCAGACGACUCGCCCAUGGAUGAGUCUAGGCUCCACCCUUUCUGGAGACCUGCGUACAUCGAAGAUGAGAGUUCUGAAGACGACGAGGACUGGAUUGGGGAACCUCCCGACGAUCGCACGUACAAAUACCCGCCUAUUGACAACCGACCUGCGCUUCCCCGGCGCAGCUUAAGCGCGCGGAUCAAGAGGACUUUCGCCAUCUUGCCAGUACGGAACGAUUUGGACGGUGACUACUAUCCAGCGAUAGAGCGCGACGAAACAGACCGUCGAACCAUCCGUCGCACACCUAGUGGCAAUCUCCGGGUGAUGAGAUUCCGGAGGAGUAUGGAGUCGCUGACGCGGAUUCGGGCAGAAGACGAUCGACCGUUCAGCGGCCCUGAUCAUGGGCAGCAGAGCGGCAAUGUCAAUGAAAAUCGAAAUGGCCGGUAUACACGCCUCUGGCGUUCACUCAGCGUCAAGGCGAGACCCAGGUUGCAUAGCCAUAGCCCUGCCGAGUCGGGUAGUCCGGGUUUUCUGCCUGCUCUGGGCCAGAAGAUGAAUCUUACACGCAGGCUAAGCGAGAGAAGACGCGAGAAGCGGACGCAAGAGCUUAGGGGCAUGAUCAGUGCGCCGAGGGAGGUCAGAGAUGGGGUGGGCGAUGUGAUUCGGCCGGGUACCUACCGGGAACCAAACGCCCGGCAAUACCAACAGGUUUAG
Canariomyces notabilis is the source of this 3333-nucleotide messenger RNA. RefSeq lists its product as uncharacterized. Lineage: Eukaryota; Fungi; Ascomycota; Sordariomycetes; Sordariales; Chaetomiaceae. Bases 1 to 3333 code for a protein of 1110 amino acids. The record is from RefSeq and is a predicted model, not a curated record. The transcript has a single exon.